Molecule: messenger RNA, 345 nt
Organism: Drosophila grimshawi
Lineage: Eukaryota; Metazoa; Arthropoda; Insecta; Diptera; Drosophilidae
Exons: 1
Coding region: 1-345 (114 amino acids)
Source: RefSeq, a predicted model, not a curated record
AUGAGCGUUUUUCAUUUAUAUCUAAUAGUGUUAAGUGCUUUGUUUUUGCCAAUGUUGGCAGCAACCAGCACCAGCACCAGCACCAGCACUCGCACUCCACGAGCGGAAAUGAAGCAACUGAAGCAACUGUUGGCGGAUGUAAAUCAGACAACGGAUCAGCAGGAGAUGCCGGCUUUACGCUUCGCCAGGCAGUUAGGCAAUGCUCGGCGGUUCGGCGGUGGCGGAUUUGGAAGGCUUCGACAACGGUUACCCUUUGGUGGCGGCAGGUUACCUUUCCGUGGUGGCCGGUUACCUUUUAGAGGUGGCCGUCGUCGUUUUCCGCAGCAAUUUGGAUUUUUUGGCUAA